Oreochromis aureus is the source of this 2874-nucleotide messenger RNA. RefSeq lists its product as uncharacterized. Gene Ontology annotation, molecular function: protein binding. The coding region runs from base 95 to 1465 and encodes 456 amino acids. The record is from RefSeq and is a predicted model, not a curated record. The transcript is spliced from 4 exons. Lineage: Eukaryota; Metazoa; Chordata; Actinopteri; Cichliformes; Cichlidae.
GAUGCACUCUCCCCGUUGGUUGAAUUUCCACCAGUAGGCGGAAGCUAACGCAAAACUCUAAACAGAGCCGUGGUUGUUAAUUCCUAGCUUAACUAUGGAACACAUACAGCUUUUGCCACCAGAAGUUUGGGUCUAUGUUCUCAGCUACCUGAGCACGGAGGAAAAACACACUGUCCGCUUCUGCUGCAAACACCUAAAGAAUCUCGUCGACCACCCGUCUCUGUGGAGAGACUACACGGUGGUGCUGUCCGACCUCCGACGUUAUACGUACGGGUUCUGGGACACUUUAAACUACCGCAGUCUCACCCGAGUAACGGUGCGGCAUUUGGGGCGCAAAGAGUGGCGACGCCUCGUAAAGUUCCUCCCGUCACUCUCCACCAUUGUGUUUGUGGACGGAGGACGGCAGUAUAAGGAGAAAUACUUGGACGCCCUUUCCAUGUUCCCCGACCUCAGGGGUGUCGGGGUGCGAAACGCUAUCUGGGAUGAGCCGGUUCUGGGGCACAAUCUGGCAGUCCAGCUGGGGGAGCGGCUGACUCAGUUGAGCGUGUGCAACGUCCGUCUGCCCAACACGGUGCAGUUCAUCAACAGCGUGUCGCACAUGGUCAACCUGCGGUACUUGCUCUUCCACCAGCAGGGAGAGGGCUACGGGCUGGACACGGUCAGGCCGGUGCCCUGCAGUGUUUUCCACAACCUGCUUCUGAACCUGACCAAGCUCAAACACCUAUCCUGGGGGAUGAAAGGGGAGCCACCGGAACCCCUACCAGAUGAUUAUUUCAGCCCCGCGGAACCGGACCAACCAGUGUUCUGCUACGGUGGCCCUGUGCUGACCACUCUGGAACUGGUGGAUUACCCAGAAACCACCCUGUCAGAGAAUGCGCUGAGGAGUCUCACCUCUCUUGAGUCGCUGUCUGUCAGGUACAGGUACAUCAGAGAGGGCGUUGAGUGUCGCCUGCAGGCCUGGCUGAGUCCUCUGCAACACUUAAAAUCUCUCACUAUCAUCGGUGGGAAUUCUCUCACUACCUAUACCACCACCAUCCCACCCAGUGUGACCAGGCUGACGCUGCGAGUAGCCAUAACGCUGAAAGACAUGGACUCUAUUGCGCCUAAAGUCCCAGGACUGGAGCACCUUGACAUUGAACAGAACCGCUCCAGUGGCAGUCUCUGCAGACGGAUCCCUAUGCUGUUUCCUCAACUCAAGACACUCAGGAUACGAUUUUUCCGCCGGGAACCAGAGAAAGACCUGCUGAGCCUCCACAAGCUGCGACACCUGGUGCGGCUGGAGCUGAUUGUGGAGCGUUCGUUCAUCCUCCGAGAUUACCUCAAUGGGCACCCUUGGCCGAGCCCAUCUGUGCAGGGGCUGAUCAGUGAGCUGCAGGAGCUGUCUGAGAAGAGGAUCACGGUCAUAACCACCAUGCGUCAAAGGAACCCACUGCGUGAAUGUGACUGUGUGUGGGAAGGAGACUGAACGGGUGCGAGGCAGAAAUGUGGAAAUUAAGUUAUUUUUCUUCCCAAAAGCACUGCACCAGAAUGAGCAGCGUCAAAAAGACUUGAGGUAAGAGCCACCUGUUGUCUGAAGGAAAACGUAUGAAGGCAGCCAUGGAUCAGGAGUACUGAAGGUCUUCUCGGUCAUAAAGCUGAUAAAUAGGCUGAAAUGUGACACAUUUUUUGGCAGCAAACAAGAACAGAGUAGCAGUUGCAUCAUGUUAUGUCUGGCUGGUUUGUAAAAUGGUGCAAUCCACAAACAAAAUGAUUAUUAAACAAUGCCUUACAUGCUCAGGCAUGGUCUUUAAAGACAUAAGAAGCUCUUAAAAAAUCAGAUCUGGCAGUUUAUUCCAGUUACCAAAGUGACUGAUUCAAGUAGCCUGUAUUGUUCUGUAAGAUCUGACAGUACUGUAACACAUGAAGAACAGUAGCAGCAAGUCAUGUUUUGAGAAGACUGUGUAAGUUGAAAACUCCUUAAAAAAUUCUUUCUUAAACAGAGAUGUGCUGGGAUCAGCCUGUAUUGCCCCCGGUGUCUGACACAUCUGUCAGAGGCAAACGUUUAUCUGUUGGGUCUUCUGAGUUUUGCUUUCUGGAUGAGUAUUUAAAGAUAGUUUGAAGAGCUGAAAAGACUCUAAUACAGGUUCAUUAUUUUAAUAAAGGAGAUCUUUGUGUCCUUGACAGAAAGGGGGAAAUGAUGAGAAAAAACUAAACUGGGUAAGAGGACAAAGACCAGGAUCAAAGUUGUCUAGUGGUCAAAAUAUUUUUGUUUUGAAACCAUUACAAUGAAAAGUCAGGACCAGAAACGGCUCCUGUGUUACUGCAAAAAUGCAUCAUUGUUACGUUUUGAGUCCAGGGGACUUAAUUUUUGAAUUUUUUGAUUUCAAAUUGAUCAUUGCAAUAUUUCAGCUUUCAGGUUGUGUAAGCUAAUUAUUAUUUAUUUAUUUAUUGCUUUUCAACAAACCCUACAGUUAUUUCUGAAGAGCAACAUUUUGACUUUUCUAAAUGUCUGCAGAUUUUUUUUAAAUUUUUUUUUUUUAACUUUACAAUUUGAUUUUAGCAAGAAAUGCAGAAGGGCAGUCGCAGUAGUUUUAAAAACUCCUUUGUGUUCAACGGGAUCAAUGUUACAUUUCUUUGCUGAGUGCUUUACUUUUGUGGAUGAAUUAAAAUUCAUUUGAAAAAUUUGUUUUUUUUCUGUGAUUUAUACAAUAUGGAAAGUCCUAAAAAAUUGAUAUAGAACUUCCAACUGUUUUGAGUCUUUUAGUCAAGAUUCUGCAGAAGAAUGAGCUGAACACCCAGUACUCUGUGCAGGCUUGCUCCCACAUGUUUAUUAACAGUAAAUACAGUGCCAUCCUGCCAAAUGUCUCAGUGGAUUAAAGCUAUUUCCUGCAAACA